This is a messenger RNA of Drosophila gunungcola (fruit fly), 4694 nucleotides long. RefSeq names its product D(2) dopamine receptor. The coding region runs from base 681 to 2630 and encodes 649 amino acids. Lineage: Eukaryota; Metazoa; Arthropoda; Insecta; Diptera; Drosophilidae. The transcript is spliced from 7 exons. The record is from RefSeq and is a predicted model, not a curated record. Gene Ontology annotation, molecular function: G protein-coupled receptor activity. Gene Ontology annotation, biological process: adenylate cyclase-activating adrenergic receptor signaling pathway. Gene Ontology annotation, cellular component: membrane.
CUGGGCUUCGCUCUGGUGCGAGAAGCAUUUGAAUAUUCAAAUUUCGAUUAUUUGGACAAUUGUUUAAACACGAGGAGGCAGUUUUCCUCAAGCGCUCAACCGAGGCGGUCGUCCAUCGCAAUCGCAUUUGGGAUCGCAAGAGCCAUCGGUCCGCCGGAGUCCAGAACCGCGUGGGGGUCUUCAAUCAUCCGAAUCCAAAUUCCGAAUCCGAGAAUCCGAUUGAUCAGCCGGCGGCUUACCUCAACCGAUAACGUGAAUUUGAAUGCAAAUGUGAAGCGUUCGUCACGCGGCCAAAAAUACAAAUAAACAAAUACAAAUGUAUCAAAUUUAAAAUACGAAAAUACAAUGAAAAUGUGAACGAGUGGCCGCAGCACUUAUAAAGUAUCCAAUUAAAUAGGACUCCUCACAUAAUACAACAAUAAUAAAAAAUACUUACCUGGCAAUAAAAAUAAUAACGGCUUUAUGUCAAUUAAACAAUGCGGAAUGUUUUGAUAUGAAAACGGAGGACUGCGCAGGAAAGCGAUUGCAUUAAUUGAUACAAUGACAACAGUUGGCGUUUACCAGUGGCCCACAAGCUCCAGUUUCUGCUGCUGCUCCUGCGCUUGUUCCUGGGAUAUGGAAGGAUAUGGAAGGGAUUAGGCAGGCUGUUGCCAGGGAUAGUACUAGUCGAUAGCGGACUCAUGGCUGUCAACCUGCAGCUGAAUAACUUAAGCGCCAUAUAUCCAUCGCUCAUGUAUGUGGCCGCCUCCUCCCUGCGGGGAUUGGCACUGGGAUCGGGAUCGGGAUUGGGAUCGGGGCAGCCGGAGAACAUAUCCAUCGUUUACGAGGAUGCCAGUGCGAAUGCCAAUGUGAAUUCGACCAAUGGGACAGCUGGCGGCGCGGAUGCGACGGAACCCGGACCCACAGCACCAGUGACCACAUUCAAUUACUACAAUGAGUCGGCGGCGGCGGCCGAGUGGGAGCACUUCUACGACCUGGUGCUGUCCUGGCAGGGCAUCAUCCUGAUUGCCGUAUUCGCCACCUUCAUCGUGGUGACCGUCAUCGGGAAUACGCUGGUCAUACUGGCCAUAUUGACCACGCGCCGACUCCGCACCAUCACCAACUGCUUUGUGAUGAGUCUGGCCGUGGCCGAUCUGCUCGUGGGCAUCUUCGUGAUGCCCCCCGCCGUUGCCGUUCAUCUCACAGGCUCGUGGCAACUGGGUUGGGUGCUGUGCGACAUUUGGAUCUCCCUCGACGUCCUCCUCUGCACGGCCUCCAUUCUCAGCCUGUGCGCCAUCAGCGUGGACAGAUAUUUGGCCGUGACCAGGCCGCUCACGUACUCGCGUAAACGGCGCUCGAAGCGAUUGGCCCUAAUCAUGAUCCUAAUCGUCUGGCUACUGGCCCUGGCCAUCACCUGUCCCCCCAUCCUGGGUUGGUACGAGCCUGGACGAAGGGACCUGCGGGAGUGCCGGUACAACCAAAACGAGGGCUACGUCAUCUUCUCGGCCAUGGGCUCCUUCUUCAUACCCAUGGCAGUCAUGAUUUAUGUGUAUGCAAGAAUUUCCUGUGUCAUUGCAUCCCGGCACGACAAUAUGACCGACAUAAGUGUUCACAACAAGAAAUUCAAGCGCUACACGGCGGCGGACGUGGAGAACGAGCUGUCGGAGGUGGAGCAGGGCAGCACGAUGGGCCAGGGACCGGUACAGGGACAGGGACAGGGACAGGGACAGGGACAGGGACAGGGACAGGGACAGGGACAGCGCCAGAGGCAGGCCACCUCGCGCACCUUCUCCAACCAGACGAUAGCCAAGGAGCUGCACGACAUGAUGCUGAGCGACAGCGACAAUUGUGCUCCGGGAGGAGCUAGUGCCACCACUGGAGGGAACCCAACACACACCCACACCCACUGUCAAUCUCUGCUUGCAUUGCCCUCCGGCGGAGGAGGAACUGGCGGAGCUGAUCCAACGGGCUGUGCCAAGAGUGGGUGCUACGAACUCACUCGACCCUCCUCGCUGAAGCGCACUUCCACGGCCUCGUCGACCAUCACCACCAUGACCAGUGGCAUGGGGCCGGGCAGCAGUCUCCUAGACGCCCAGUGGCAAUCCCAGCCGCCGGGUCACAGUCAAUCCCUAUUACAGCCGCCGCGUCCACACAGCUUUCGGCAUUCACAUGGGGACAGGGAAAGGGAUCGGGAUCGGGAGCGUUUGAGGAGCAGCCAUCACCACCAUCCUCAUUAUCAUCACCAGGCGAGUGUGACGGCCACCAGUGGCAACCAGACCAGUGGCAGUGGCAGUGCCAGUGCCAGUGCCAACACCAACAGCAAGUCCCUGUCCAAUCGGAUUACGUCGCUGAAGAAGGAGAACAAGACGACGCAGACACUGAGCAUUGUGGUGGGCGGCUUCAUCGCCUGCUGGCUGCCGUUCUUCAUCAACUACCUGAUCACCCCGUUUCUGGCCGAGCACCAGGCCAGCCAAAUGCUGGCCAAGGCUUUGACAUGGCUGGGCUGGUUCAACAGUGCCAUCAACCCGUUCAUCUACGCCUUCUACAGCGUCGACUUCCGGGCGGCCUUCUGGCGCCUCACCUGCAAGCGAUUCUUUAGCGCCGGCCAGAAGCCGCAGUUCCCCACGAACACGAUGUCCAUCAGGCGAUAGGGGGGAACCCCCUUACCAUCCAUCCUCACCCCCCUAUUACAGACCUGUACAAACUGCCCGCGCAUAACGUAUUAUUAACGUAUUCAUUAACUUAAGGCGAGGUGUGGUCCGUACGCAAUUACACCGCCAUACCACACGUCCACCCAAUUCUCUGGUUCUCUAGUUUCUCGCAUAUAUUUAAUUUCAACUUCAGGGUUUGCUUCCGAUUCUGUAUCAAUUUGCCACUUAAGGGACGACUUUCGCCCACCACGAAUUCCACUGGUUUCAGUUGACCUUCAGAAACUGCCUGGCAUCCAUAAAAAGAGACCACAGUUGAACUUCUUUAAGCCCAACACUUGCAAUCAUUUAGAAAUUGUAUCUUUUUUAAAGGAGAAAAUAAUUCAUUGGCUUAAGUAUCUCAGGUUCUAAAUUUUACUUAAUAAUUUAGGCAAUUAUUUAGAAGAUAAUCUUAUUAAUUUGAAAAACUAAUUAGUUGCUUAAAACAUCUCAGGUUUUUAUUACACUUUAGAAUUACCCUAAGCCUUUUAAAGGAUGUAUUUCAUUAUUUAUUUAUUUAGUUAAAGAUUGUUCUAUAAAGGCCUUAAGACAUGGACAUAAUUAAGCCAAAAAGUGCAAAAUGUAGACCUUUAUAGUUUGGGAAAACAAUAUGAAUUAAGGUCUUAAUCGAAAGGUUAUCAUAGAUAUAUGUAAGAAGAAAAACCUCAGCUAUUGAGUUAUGAAGAGUUCACUUCCGUUAGACAAAAUUGACUUAGAGAAGUUAGACUCACGGAAGUUCAACUGUAUAAAAAUAACAUAUAUGCGACUGCAGGCCACGACGACUUGAAGGUAUUUUUGCAGGCGGAAUUUUGCAUGCGAAGCCCGUGGAAAAUCUGAUAUGCGGCAGCACGUAUCGAUUUAGUAAUUUCCGCCCGACUUUUCCGCUCAGCGGGCGGCGCCUUUAAAAUGGCAACAUUGCCUUGGAUGUUGGCUUUUUGCUGGGGCGCCAGGACAACCCGACUUGGCCAGUGGCACAGACAGUUUAGAUGGAUGAGAAAACUUGUUUAUAUGGUUGGCCGAAAUAGCGCUCAUUGCUCAUACGCUGAAAUUCAGCCGCGUGCUUGUGGUGGGCGGUUACCUUUCGGUCCGCUCGAGUACUGCAUUCCCUUUGCCAAUUUGCGAUGCAGCUGCUCCCUAUCGCACUUGAAUUUAGCGCUAUAUGCUAUCUAUAUCAUAUAGUUGAUAUCAGGGCAUCAUAAACGCCGGAGAUAGUAGUUGAUUGAUUUACAUACCUGACAUAGGUACUGAAAUCAGUGGAAACCUUUGGGUGGAUCAAGUCGAGAAAUAGCUUUAAUCAGCUUUAUCGGAAUGCCAGUCAAAAACAGUUACUGUGAUUUAGUUUAUAGUUGAAGUCGCCUGGAACUUCAAGAGUUUUCCUUUAGCCUUAAUACCGUGUGUGUGUGAGUGUGUGUGUGUGUGACGAAGUGAAAGCGUAUGUGUGAUUGAGGUUUAAUACCGUAUAUAAUUUAAGACAUAAUUUAUUCAGGCCAUCAACAGCUUAGCUAACCCAAGUAGGAAUAAAUGUCGUGUUGUACCAAGCAAUCUACUUUUAACUCCAUCCAUUGCCGGCGGUGUGUGAAGUCAUAAACGCAAUCAAGCAAUGCUACGACAUAGAGAUUAAGUCAGACGAACGCUCAUCAGCAUGCGAACACGUAUACGCACUGUAGCUCAUCCCAGUUCAUCCUUUUUGCGAGAGGCUUUCAAUCGGUGGCUUCAAUCCUUCUGAAUUUCUGCGCACAUGUCAGGCCUAGCAAGUCAAACAGAUACAGAUACAGAUACAGAUACAGAUACAGAUACAGAUGCUCCGGGUGAGAGGUCUUCCGACCCGUCGGAAAAGCAAACACGGCGGAUGGAGUUCAUCAUCGCAAGCCCGUCUAUCAACUCUCAACUCUCAUCACUUAACUCUCUACUCUCAACCCAACUGAUAUCACAUACAUAAUCCGCAUAAUCUGCAUAUAUAUUAAUAGUUGUGUGUACGAACGGAAUAUUUUUUGGAACCGAACAAAUAAAUAGACAAUUUGAAUAGUC